Molecule: messenger RNA, 992 nt
Organism: Sesamum indicum (sesame)
Lineage: Eukaryota; Viridiplantae; Streptophyta; Magnoliopsida; Lamiales; Pedaliaceae
Source: RefSeq, a predicted model, not a curated record
CUUUCUCAAUUCCCAUAUAUCCUCCUCCAAGAUUACAACUUCGUUUAUCUCAUCCUUGUGAGUUUUCUUACAUCAGGGUUGGUAUUAAUUUGAAUCAUAGUGUAAUGUACUGUAAAGCCAGAGAUUAGCACGAAAAUCAGCAUUUGCUGGAGUUGUCUGACAGUGGGGAUAGAAUAUAAACAAGUAAAUGACAACUGCUAGGUUUAUCAAGUGUGUAACCGUGGGCGAUGGCGCCGUGGGGAAAACGUGCAUGCUCAUUUCUUACACAAGCAAUACUUUCCCGACGGAUUAUGUUCCAACUGUAUUCGACAACUUCAGUGCCAACGUGGUCGUGGAUGGGAACACGGUGAACAUAGGCCUCUGGGAUACUGCAGGGCAAGAAGAUUACAACAGGCUACGGCCUCUAAGUUAUAGAGGAGCAGACGUAUUUCUACUGGCUUUUUCCGUAACCAGCAAAGCCAGCUACGAGAACAUAUACAAGAAGUGGGUUCCGGAGUUAAGACAUUACUCUCCAAAUGUACCCAUAGUACUUGUGGGAACCAAACUUGACUUGAGAGAAGACGAACAAUACCUAAGGGAUCAUCCUGGGGCGGUUCCUAUAACAACUGAGCAGGGUGAAGAAUUGAAGAAGAUGAUCGGGGCAGUAGCUUAUAUUGAGUGUAGUGCCAAAACUCAACAGAAUGUGAAAGCCGUGUUUGAUAGUGCAAUAAAGGUUGUUUUGCGCCCACCAAAAAUGAAGAAAAAAUUGCCACGCUGCAAGUCAAGAAGAUGCACAUUCCUUUGAAAUUCAAGAUCCAUUUUUACCUAUAUAUAUGUAUGUGUAUCACUGAGAACCAACUUUCACCUUUUCUUCACCUCUCUGAGUUUUGUUGAGAAAUCAUUUCAGUUGGUUUGAUUAAUAAAUCAGUACUACUUUUCAAUCAAAGGAGAGGUGAAAAAAUGGUGAAAGGAUUAAUGGGUGAUACAAUUCUAUGCUGUACGAAUUUUUUUCU